CUAAGCAGCGUCAGAAACCGAAAGCGCCAUCAGUUUUUACUUUCCCUUUCUAGUGAACUAACUGACAGUAAGAGGUUCACCGCAUAACUCUUGCGCAGAGUUUGCACGUUGCUUGUGUAAUAUCCAUGGGCUCGCCUUCCUGAUUUAAAGCAAAUAUUUACAAUAUUGCAACGUAACUAAUCCUCCAAACCCUGAGUUCGUGAUUGCGGGCCUCGGACCUUCGCUAGGACUCCUUCCCUCAGCAAAGCAGCAAGAAUGAGCUCUUGUUCUGGACCAGAAGAUGCCAGAGUUGUAAUUGUAGGUUCAGGUUUUGCAGGGUUGGCCGCUGCAGCCACGUUGGUGAAGGCAGGAUUUGAACAUGUCCUGGUUCUUGAGGCGAAGGAACGCAUUGGAGGUCGAGUGCACACCACCAAACCCUUCACAGAGAACGUCAUUGAAGUUGGAGCGAACUGGAUCCACGGACAGAAAGGAAACCCGCUGUUCAAGAUUGCCAAAGAGGAGAACCUGCUAUCCGAGGGACCUUCUGCAUCCAAAAACAUGUGCCUGCCCCAUUCUGUAACCCCUCGAGAUUACUUUUUCAAAGAAGAUGGGAAGCAGGUCUCCAAAACGGCUGUGGAUCAGGUGUGUUUGCACUUCAGCAAGCUCACCGACAAAGCUUUUGAUGACGAACUUGAGCACAAACACAGGAAACUAUCUCUUGGUGCUUAUCUGGAUGAUGCCUUUGGUGAAUUUUCUUUAGCAGCGACAGAAGACGGCCAGCAAGUUUUUGAAUGGUGCAAGAGGACUGAAUGCACGGACGAGGCUUGCUCUAGCCUCUACGAGGUGUCUGCAUCUCAGAUUAGCUAUUACACUGCUUUAGAGGGAGGAUUUUUUAACACUUUGGGACCCGGGGGCUAUCGAGCCAUCUUAAAUGUUCUAAUGAAAGAUCUGCCUUCGGGAACUGUCCAGUGUAGUGCUCCUGUCAAGAGCAUCCGAUGGGACUUGGUCAGAAAAGGCCAUUGUGAAAACCAAAGGUAUCCUGUUCAGGUGGUUUGUGAAAACGGACAGAGUUUUGAGGCAGACCAUGUGAUCGUCACCGUUUCUCUGGGGGUUCUCAAAGACAAAGCCACGACCAUGUUCGAUCCACCCUUACCGGAAAAAAAGCUGUCUGCAAUUCGGAAUCUUGGCUUUGGGAUAGUGGACAAAAUCUUUCUGUUUUUUGAGAAGAGUUUCUGGCCCGAUGACUGUGCCGGGGUUCAGAUGGUGUGGAAAGAGGGUCCUGAAGAUAAAGACGUUUAUGAGUCUCUGUCUGAAGGAGACACCUGGAAGAAGACGUGGUUUAAGAAGAUCACCGGUUUUGAUACAGUGGCCCGUCAUCCAACAGCUCUGUGUGGCUGGAUCACAGGGAGAGAAGCACUGUAUAUGGAGAAGCUUCAGGACAGUGAAAUAGGAGAUAUCUGUGUAAGGUUGCUCAGGUCUUUCACAGGCUGGUCAGUGCCAGAGGUCUCAAAGACGCUGAUCUCCAGAUGGGGCUCUGAUUCUCACGUCCAGGGCUCCUACACAUUUAUUCCUGAUGGUGUUGAUGGAGUGAAAGCACACAAGGCAUUAGCAUCACCUCUUCCUCCUAAAGAUAAAUGCAGGGGGAGAAAGCACCUUCAGCUGUUGUUUGCUGGUGAAGCUACACAUGUGAACUUCUACACCACGACCCAUGGAGCGUAUCUCACAGGGGUCAGAGAAGGAGAAAGACUCAGAAGCUAUUACACUGAUUGAGCAUACAGUCUUUGGUUUCAUAAAGAUAACAUUUUAUGAAUGUGUAACAUUUUAUAGACCUCCUCUCACACCCUACAGACUAAAAUGAACUAUAGGUUGUUUUCAGCUGCCUCACAAACAUCAUUAACUGUGAGUGUUUUCAUCCAGCUGGUCACGGUAUCAUGCAUAUCUCUGUCCUGUUAAAUGUUAAAGAUAUCCGUGUUGUAUAAGUACAAAAGUUAAAUAAUAUUUUGUAAAAAUGAAAGACGAUUGCAUUCAUUGAAGUCAAUUAAUUAAAUGAAGUAAAAGGGUAGUUGUUACUCUGUGAUAUGCAUACAGUGCCCACAGCUACUAUGAAGCCUGACCCAUGAGGGUUUAAAAUUGAUCAAUAUAAAAUGUCAAGAACUUUUGGUUUUGUUCACAACUGUAUGCAUUGACGGUGCCUUGAUUUAAACGAUUUGUUUAUCCAGGAAUGUCUAUAUUUGAUCA
Messenger RNA from Carassius carassius (crucian carp), 2217 nucleotides. RefSeq lists its product as uncharacterized. The record is from RefSeq and is a predicted model, not a curated record. Bases 256 to 1749 code for a protein of 497 amino acids. Lineage: Eukaryota; Metazoa; Chordata; Actinopteri; Cypriniformes; Cyprinidae. Gene Ontology annotation, molecular function: polyamine oxidase activity. The transcript is spliced from 5 exons.